AUGGUUAUAAUAUUUCAGAAAGUAAUCGAGCAAUGUCGAAAUAAACGCAAGUGUAAAAUUGUUGUCAAGCCGUCGUUCUUCGAUCGUGAUCCAUGCCCGAACACAUCAAAAUAUUUGCAAAUUUCUUAUAAAUGCAAACCGAUCUCAUUCGAUGAUCAAAAUUUUUGCGAAGGAUCAAAUAUGCAGUUGAGUUGUAAGCCGAAUAAACGAUUGGCCAUUUAUUCGGCACAGUACGGACGUACUGUCAACGGUCAAGCGAUGCACUGCACACCGAAUACACCGGUUGCGAAAGGUAUCAUUUAG
Messenger RNA from Anisakis simplex (herring worm), 303 nucleotides. The record is from the annotation of a GenBank genome assembly. Lineage: Eukaryota; Metazoa; Nematoda; Chromadorea; Rhabditida; Anisakidae.